AAACAUUCAGAAGAAGACGCCUCUGAAUCUACCCUUAUUCUGUUGGUCUUUUACCUGACAGCUAUGAAAACAUUGUAAAAUAGUACAAUAUAUAUUUGCAUGACCUCCACAGAGUGUGUAUAAUGUCGACUCGGGCUUUGAGAAGGCUUAAAGGGAAACAGCGGGGUCAGGAGGGCCUGGACUUCGGGGAUCUAAGUUUGGGAGACAGCCCAGAGGAGCAGGCUGAAGCUGAGGAGCAUCUGGACACGGCUAAUGUUGCUAAUGUUUCCCCUCCUUCCAGCAGCAAAGGCAGCAGCCGAAAGGCAAAGAAAAAUAAGGCUCAGAAAAACUUCAGUAACAUUUAUGAGCUGAUAUGUGAUGCAGAAAACGAAGCAGAGAAGGUUUCGCCAGAUGAAGAGCCAGAGAGAAAUAAAGCAAGUGAAACCAAAAAGGAUGAUGAAAAAGACGAUGAGAACAAAGAUCAAAAGCAUCAGGAGGAGUCCACCAAGUCGGAGGACAGGGUUAAAAAGAAGAAGAAAAAAAAGAAAACAAAAACGCCAUCAGAGGAUGGUCAAGGAAAUGGGGUGGCAACAGACAAUAUCGACUUAUUGCUGGAGAACCUGGAUCAGUCUAACGGCGUGAGUCUACAAAGUGAUGACUGUGGAGGCUCUAUCCGAAGAUCUGUCCUACAUGUGGAACAUAGAAAUCUCAACCCAGAGACAGAGCUGAAGAGAUAUUUUGGAGCUCGGGCUGUUCUUGGUGAUCAAAGCAGACCUCGGCAAAGAAACAGACACUUUCACCGCAGCACUUGGAUGACCAGUCCAAAGGACAGUUGGCCUCGCUUCAGCCGACCAGGAAUCUCAAUGACCUUGCUGGAGUCAAAGAAUGGCAUUCAAUGCUUCACCUUUGAGCACAACAGGGACUACCAACAAGUGCAGUUCAAGUUCCUAGAUGCCGUCGAGUCCAUGGAUCCCAACAACAUUGUGGCCCUCCUUCAGCUUAACCCUUACCACAUUGAUUCCCUGCUGCAGCUUUCUGACGUUUGCAGGAUACAGGAGGAUCAAGAGAUGGCCCGAGACCUCAUCGAACGGGCUUUGUAUAGCUUUGAGUGCUCGUUUCAUCCUUUAUUCAGCCUGACAUCAGGUACCAGCCGACUGGAUUAUUUGAGACCGGAAAACAGAGCAUUUUAUCUGGCUCUUUAUAAGCACAUGAUGUUCCUGGAAAAGAGAGGAUGCCCACGGACUGCCUUGGAAUACUGCAAACUGAUCCUUUGUUUAGACCCAGACUCUGACCCCCUUUGCAUGCUGCUCCUCAUCGAUUUCCUCAUGCUUCGUUCCAGAGAGUACAAGUCUCUCCUUCAGCUGUAUCAGGAUUGGGAGGAGCAUAGAAAUCUGUCUCAGCUGCCAAACUUUGCAUUUUCCUGCGCGCUUUGUCAUUUCCAAAUGAGUCAGCAAGAAGAUACAGACCCUGAAGAAAGUGAAAAGCAAAGACGACAAGCAGACCAGAUGCUCCAAAGUGCUCUCAUAAUGUUCCCUGGAGUGUUGAUGCCUUUACUGGACCUGUGCACGGUGCAGCCUGAUAGCACAGUCUCUUCCCAUAGUUUCUUUGGUCCAAAGAGUCAGAUAGGGCAGCCACCAGCUUUGGCUGAGCUCACAGCUCUGUAUGUGGGGAGAACGUUUCUUCUGUGGAAGGAGGCAGCAGUAAUGCUGUGGCUGGAGGAGUCUGUGAAGGAGGUCCUGCGCCGCGUUGAUGUCAAAGAUCCUGUCGUGGAGGAUUGUCAGAACAAGAGAAAACAGAGAUACCAGAGUGCACCUAGAAACAUCCACCGCCAUGUGCUGCUUUCGGAGAUUAAAGAAGCCACCGCUACUCUGCCUCUUGAGGUGACCACUCAGCCUGUAAUGGGUUUUGACCCUCUGCCUCCUCUGGACUCGGUUGUUUCAUACACCAGACCAGAAAGGCAGCAUGCGGGUGCAUCCAAUGAGAGCACAUUGUCCCUGUUUUUCCGGUCUUUGCUCCCUAACUUCAACCUUCAGGGUGGACUUAGACAGGAGGAUGAGAUGGAGGUGGCUCGAGCAGGACAGGAGCUGAACCAAGAGGUGAAUCGUCUGAUGGUGGCCAUGAGGGACAUGUUGGCCAACAUCCGCUUUCAGGAGCCGCCCAGAGAGGAUAACCCGUACAGGGAUGAGGAAGAAUGGGACUGAGAAAACGGUGGUCCGACAAGUUUUUGGAAGCAAAGAGUUGAAAUAAAAACAUAAAACAUGU
Messenger RNA from Cyprinodon tularosa, 2241 nucleotides. It is a transcript of the gene tcf25, whose product is annotated as transcription factor 25 (basic helix-loop-helix). NCBI's taxonomy places the organism in Eukaryota, Metazoa, Chordata, Actinopteri, Cyprinodontiformes, Cyprinodontidae. Gene Ontology annotation, molecular function: protein binding. Bases 123 to 2180 code for a protein of 685 amino acids. The record is from RefSeq and is a predicted model, not a curated record. The transcript is spliced from 18 exons. Gene Ontology annotation, cellular component: RQC complex.